Messenger RNA from Mytilus californianus (California mussel), 1447 nucleotides. RefSeq lists its product as uncharacterized. Lineage: Eukaryota; Metazoa; Mollusca; Bivalvia; Mytilida; Mytilidae. Gene Ontology annotation, biological process: mitochondrial protein catabolic process; mitophagy by internal vacuole formation. The coding region runs from base 92 to 1075 and encodes 327 amino acids. The record is from RefSeq and is a predicted model, not a curated record. The transcript has 12 exons. Gene Ontology annotation, cellular component: mitochondrial outer membrane.
AAUUUUACACUGUAAUUAUUUACCAAACUCUUUUCUGGUGCUAAUGAGAAUGGCAUGAAUUCGAUAUCAGUUAGGUAGAUGAAAAAGCAUCAUGCAUUAUAAUAAGAAUAGCUGUUGUAUAUGUAAAUGUUGUGAGUGGAUCUGUUCAUGGAUUAAGUAUUUUUUUUGCUGUUUAUGUUGUCGACCAAUUUGUUGGUUUUCUAGACAAUCCAGGGUAGGGCUUAAAAGUGGUUAUGACCAACUUGGAGGAACAGUCGGUAAGGGCAAAUAUCCAGCAAGUCAAGCAGAAUGCAGACAGGAAAUUGAUAAAUUGAAUGGAGAGGUCGAAAAUCUUACGUGGCGCUUACAAGACAAGGACAACGAAAUUAAAGACCUUAAACAAGAAAAGGAUGUUGCAUUAUCAAGGUUGAGUGAAAUGAUGGGAUCUAAAUUACGGGAUAACAAUCCAGCGAUUGCUGAUCUAAAUGACCAAAAUCGUCCAAUGAAACUUGCUGAACAGUUUACUGAAUUGUAUGAAAAUGAAUGGACAGACGCCUAUACCGCUUUACAGGAACUUACCGAAGAGGGCAGUGAAGAAAAAAUAACAGACAUUGACAGCAUUCGAAUAUUACUCCAUAUUUUGAAAGAAAUAAAUGAAGAGUGUGUCAAAGAUUCGUCACUUCAACUGUUUGGACUGAAGAAAGCUUUCCAGUGUUUGCCCGCUGAUGAUUGCAAAGAAUAUUUUAAGAUGUUCAAAGAUGUACUCAAAUCCCAAGCUACUAAAUAUAUACCUCUAUUAUGCAAGAAACUCUUCGACAUUGAAUCAAACUGCAAAACAGUUCAGAAAUAUAAAACCGUGUGUCAACCUUACAUCGAAUUGUGUGUCAAAAUUUGUUACCUGUCUGCUGUUCAGGAUCCUCCAAUGUUUCUAGACUUUGAACCAAAUGACACAUUCGAUCGAACUACUUUCAAAGAGUUCACUGUUCAAGGUUCAAGACUAGACUAUUUGGUUUGGCCUGCACUGCUUAUCCAGAAAGAUGGCGCAAUUAUCUCCAAAGGUGUGGUACAGCCCAAAAAGGAAUCGGAUGAUGAAUGAAAUAUGUGAAUUUAUCUAAUGCGGGAAUACUCAAAUUGUGUGCAUUGUUAUGGGACAUACAUUUUAUGGUUUAAAACCUCAGCUUCAAAACGUGUAACAUUGUUAUAUUUUUGUAUUCUAUCAAUUUUAUUUCAUACUUUGUAUCCCAACAAAGUCGAAGUUCAUGCAUACUAAGUAUAAGAUUAGAUUGAAAUUUAUAUUCAAGAUAAUACCAAUUCUUCGAUAUUCACUAUUAAGCUGUACUAAACUUAAUCCUAUAUAUGUAAUAAGCAAAGUGUUUGGUAAGAAUGUCUUUUAUACACGCUUAUAACUAGAAAUAAAUAAUGUCAAUUAAAUUUAGUAAGAUUAUUAUAAAAAAGAUAUGUGGAAGUA